ACAGACAAUGGCCAGAUCAUCUUCCCAGAGUCAGACUACCAGAUUUUCUCCUACCCCAACCCACUGCGAACAGGCUUCACAGGCUGGGACCCUGUGGCCCUGGUGGCUCCGUUCUGGGACGAUGCUGACUUCUCCACUGGUCGGGGGACCACAUUUUAUCAGGAAUACGAGACGCUCUAUGGUGAACACAGCCUGCUAGUCCAGGAGGCCGAGUCUUGGAUUAGAAAGAUCACAAACAACAGGGGCUACAAGGCCAGGUGGACCCUAAAGGUCACGUGGGUCAAUGCUCACGCCUAUCCUGCCCAGUGGACCCUCGGGAGCAACACCUACCAAGCCCUCCUCUCCACGGAUGGGAGCAGGUCCUAUGCCCUGUUUCUCUACCAGAGCGGUGGAAUGCAGUGGGACGUGGCCCAGCGCUCAGGCAACCUGGUGCUCAUGGGCUUCUCCAGUGGAGAUGGCUAUUUCGAAAACAGCCCACUGAUGUCCCAGCCAGCGUGGGAGAAGUAUGGCCCUGAUAGAUUCCUGAAUUCCAACUCAGGCCUCCGAGGGCUGCAGUUCUACAGGCUACACCUGGAAGAAAGGCCCAACUACCGUCUCGAGUGCCUGCAGUGGCUGAAGAGCCAGCCUCGGUGGCCCAGCUGGGGCUGGAACCAGGUCUCCUGCCCUUGUUCCUGGCAGCAGGGACGAUGGGACUUACGAUUCCAACCCGUCAGCAUAGGACGCCGGAGCCUCGGCAGCAGGCAGCUGUGCAGCUUCACAUCCUGGCGAGGAGGCGUGUGCUGCAGCUACGGGCCCUGGGGAGAGUUUCGUGAAGGCUGGCACGUGCAGCGUCCUUGGCAGUUGGCCCAGGAACUGGAGCCGCAGAGCUGGUGCUGCCGCUGGAAUGACAAGCCCUACCUCUGUGCCCUGUACCAGCAGAAGCGGCCCCGCGUGGGCUGUGCUACAUACAGGCCCCCACGGCCUGCCUGGAUGUUCGGGGACCCCCACAUUACCACCUUGGAUGGUGUCAAUUACACCUUCAAUGGGCUGGGGGACUUCCUGCUGGUGGGGGCCCAGGACGGGAACUCCUCCUUCCUGCUGCAGGGCCGCACCGCCCAGACUGGCUCAGCCCAGGCCACCAACUUCAUCGCCUUUGCGGCUCAGUACCGCUCCAGCAGCCUGGGCCCCGUCACGGUCCAAUGGCUCCUUGAGCCUCACGACGCAAUCCAUGUCCUGAUGGAUCACCAGACUGUGACAUUUAAGCCUGGCCAUGAAGACGGCAGCGGCCAGGAGACGUUCAAGGCCACCGGAGUCUUCCUGAGCCGCAACGGCUCUGUGGUCUCGGCCAGCUUCGACGGCUGGGCCACCGUCUCGGUGACCGCGCUCUCCAACAUCCUCCACGCCUCCGCCAGCCUCCCGCCCGAGUACCAGAACCGCACGGAGGGGCUCCUGGGGCUCUGGAAUAACAAUCCGGAGGACGACUUCAGGAUGCCCAAUGGCUCCAAUCCCCCAGGGAGCCCUGAGGAGAUGCUUUUCCACUAUGGAAUGACCUGGCAGAUCAACGGCACAGGCCUCCUUGGCAAGAGGAAUGACCAGCUGCCUUCCAACUUCACCCCUGUUUUCUACUCACAACUGCAAAAAAACAGCUCCUGGGCUGAAGCUUUGAUCUGUGACGGAGACAGCUCAUGCAUCUAUGACACUCUGGCCCUGCGCAACGCAAGCAUCGGACUUCACACGAGGGCAGUCAGUAAAACCUACGAGCAGGUGAAUGCCACCCUCAAUCAGUACCCACCCUCCAUCAAUGGUAGUCAUGUGGUUGAAGCCUACAAGGGGCAGAUCACGCUGAUUCAGUACACCAGCAAUGCAGAGGAUGCCACCUUCACGCUCAGAGACAACUGUACCGACUUUAAGCUCUUUGAGAAUGGGACGUUGCUGUGGACACCCAAGUCGCUGGAGCCAUUCACUCUGGAGAUUCUAGCAAGACGUGCCAAGAUUGGCUUGGCAUCUGCACUCCAGCCCAGGACCGUGGUCUGCCAUUGCAGUGCAGAGAGCCAGUGUUUGUACAACCAGACCAGCAGGGUGGGCAACUCCUCCCUGGAGGUGGCUGGCUGCAAGUGUGACGGGGGCACCUUCGGCCGCUACUGCGAGCGCUCCGAGGAUGCCUGUGAGGAGCCGUGCCUCCCGAGUGUCCGCUGCGUUCCUGGGAAGGGCUGCGAGGCCUGCCCUCCAAACCUGACUGGGGAUGGGCGGCACUGUGCCCCUCUGGGGAGCUCUUUCCUGUGUCGGAACCAGUCCUGCCCUGUGAAUUACUGCUACAAUCAAGGCCACUGCUACAUCUCCCAGACUCUGGGCUGCCAGCCCACGUGCAUCUGUCCCCCGGCCUUCACCGACAGCCUCUGCUUCCUGGCUGGGAACAACUUCAGUCCAACUGUCAACCUAGAACUUCCCUUAAGAGUCAUCCAGCUCUUGCUCAGUGAAGAGGAAAAUGCCUCCAUGGCAGAGCUCAACGCCUUGGUGGCAUACAGACUGGGAACCCUGGACAUGCGAGCCUUUCUCCGCAACAGCCAAGUGAAACAAAUCGAUUCCCCAGCACCGGCCUCGGGAAGCCCCAUUCAACACUGGAUGGUCAUCUCAGAGUUCCAGUACCGCCCUCGGGGCCCCGUCAUCGACUUCCUGAGCAACCAGCUGCUGGCCGCGGUGGUGGAGGCGUUCUUAUACCAUGUUCCACGGAGGAGUGAGAAGCCCAGGAAUGACGUGGUCUUCCAGCCCAUCUCCAGGGAAGACGUGCGCGACGUGUCAGCCCUGAGCGUGAGCACGCUGAAGGCUUACUUCAGAUGCGAUGGCUACAAGGGCUACGACCUGGUCUACAGCCCCCAGAGUGGCUUCACCUGCGUGUCCCCGUGCAGUAGGGGCUACUGUGACCAUGGAGGCCAGUGCCAGCACCUGCCCAGUGGGCCCCGCUGCAGGUGCAUAGGGCUGCGGCCAGGAGGUGGAUGACAGUGCUGGGGAACCCAAGCUGGGCAAGACACUGCAAGGGGUCCAGGAAUUAGGAUGGCUCCCUUUGUAAAGAGAGAGAUCAGAGACCAGGGAAGAGGGGACAGUGGAAAAGGAGAGUUGUGAGUGCCUGCUGUGUGUGGAGAAUAAAGGCGCUAUAUUACAAACUCUGAAACCCAAAGGAGCCACAAGGGGCAUUAGAGCCAUUUUGAAGAUGAGAAAACUGCAGCUUAGAGAUGACAAGGAAGCUGCCCUGGGAUGCAGCAGGUUAAGCAGCAGGGCGUGGUUUCCAAAGCCAAACAUUUUUUAUAUUUUUAUGUUUUGAGAUGGAG
Nomascus leucogenys (northern white-cheeked gibbon) is the source of this 3305-nucleotide messenger RNA. RefSeq names its product mucin-4-like. Gene Ontology annotation, biological process: cell-matrix adhesion. Lineage: Eukaryota; Metazoa; Chordata; Mammalia; Primates; Hylobatidae. The record is from RefSeq and is a predicted model, not a curated record.